AUGAACAAACUAUCAAAAGAUUUUGGUACCACUGUUGAUGUGGAAAAAGUAGGAUCUGUGGAUAUGCUAAAUAACACCACCAAUUUCGAUGAUUUUAAUGAUAAAAUAGAUAAAGAGAAAUAUGGUGAGACGAAAAGAAAGUUAAGUCUGAGGCAUGUUGCGUUAAUGAUUAUUGGUCAGAGUAUUGGAACAGGUUUGUUUAUUGGUCUUUCAAGUCCGUUAAUGACUUCAGGAAGUUUAUCUUUAUUUAUAGGGUUUUUAUUCUGGGCAUGCCUUGUGGUUUGGCCGUUGAUGCAGUGUGUUGCUGAAAUGUGCUCGUUUCUUCCUAUAAAGGGAAGUUUUUUGCAUUAUUCCGCUAGAUGGAUUGAUCCUGCUAUGGGAUUUGCAUGUACUAUGAUAUAUUUGUAUACAACGUUGAUGUUCGUAUGUGUGGAGGUUGUGGCAUUUGCAUCUGUUAUAGGGUUUUGGACCGAUGCCAACCCAGGAAUAUUUAUUGCAGUGGGAAUAUUGUCGAUUUUAUUUUUCAACGUAUUUGGUGUUAAUUGGUAUGGUGAGAUCGAGUUCGUGUCAUCGAUGUUAAAAGUUUUACUUAUUGUGGGGUUGAUGUUAUUUGGUUUGAUUUCCAUGUGUGGUGGUAACCCUAAGAAGGAUUCAUAUGGGUUUCAACAUUGGUCUGAAGGUGGAUUAUUCAAGUCUUAUCUUGUAUCUGGUAGUACCGGCAAAUUUCUUGGCUGGUGGAAUGUCUUAAUCUACGCUGCAUUUGCCUGUGGGGGUCCAGAUAUCUUAGGAAUGAUUGCAGGUGAAGUCUCACAACCACGUAAAGUCAUUCCAAUGGCUGGAAGAAGAGCUUACAUCAGAAUAUAUUUAUUCUACUUCGGUGGUAUUUUCUUCAUGAACUCUUUAUGUGCAUCAAAUGACCCAGCUUUAGUAGCAGCAUCAGCAACAGGAAAGGUGGGUGCAGCAGCCUCUCCAUGGGUUAUUGGAGUUAAAAAUGUUGGUGUUACCGGAUUGGACUCUCUUGUUAAUGCAGUAAUCAUGUCUGCUGCCUGGUCUUGCGGUAACGGUUUCUGUUAUGCUGCUACCAGAUGUGCCUACAGUGCUUCCUUGGCUGGGUACUUGCCUCGCUUCUUUUCAAAAUGUUUGAAAAAUGGGGCUCCUAUUUAUUGUGUCAUUGGUUCUUUAUUGGUUGCAUGCUUAUCGUUCUUGAGUAUCUCAAGCUCUACUGCGCAAGUAUUCGAAUGGUUUAUUAAUUUAGCGACUACAGGUUUAUUGUGCACCUACUUUGUAAUAUGGCUUUGCUACUUCAAGUUUCGUCGUGCCUUGGAUGCACAAGGUUUUGACUACAAAAAAGACACAUAUUAUCAACCACCUUUCUUUUGCCAGCCUUACAUGUCUUAUUUCGGAUUUUUCUUGACCAUUUUAGUUUUAUUUUUCAAUGGAUUCUGGAUUUUCUUCCCUGGUCAGUUUUCUGUUUCUAAUUUGUUCACUUCCUACUUUGCUCCUGCUUUCUUCAUUGUUUUGUACUUUGCUUGGAAAUUCAUCAAGAAAACUCAUAUCAGAAAAGAUUCCGAAGCGGAUAUCACCACUGGAAAAGAAGCCAUAGACCUUGAGGAAGAAGAAGAAAAUGAAUGGAUUGCAUCACAACCUAAGAAAACAGGGUUUAUCUAUAGAGCUUAUGACAAAUUCUCUGACAUUUGUUUUAAUUGA
This is a messenger RNA of Debaryomyces fabryi, 1707 nucleotides long. RefSeq names its product Put4p (gene PUT4). Gene Ontology annotation, cellular component: membrane. The coding region runs from base 1 to 1707 and encodes 568 amino acids. Gene Ontology annotation, biological process: amino acid transmembrane transport. Lineage: Eukaryota; Fungi; Ascomycota; Pichiomycetes; Serinales; Debaryomycetaceae. The transcript has a single exon. Gene Ontology annotation, molecular function: amino acid transmembrane transporter activity. The record is from RefSeq and is a predicted model, not a curated record.